ACGAUCUUGACAUUUGUUUGACGUACGCGUUCGCGCUCGUAUUUGCUUCGCGCGGAGAUGUCAUCGCAUAAUAAUAUAAUUAGCGAAAACUAUCAAAACGAUACAAAGUUACACAGUUUAAGUGCGGCGUUUGCGGAUAAAACUCUUGCGCCGAUUAAUGGAAGGUAUCGGUCGAAAAGUUUAUCUAGUGAUAAGUUAAAUAAAGAUAAUAAUGACCGUGCAGCAAUACUUGAAGAUGUUGAUGUAGAGUAUUUAACUGAGAAGUCAGAAACCCCAGGUUGUUUAGUAAAGAAAGUUAUGGAGCAAGGCACACCAACAGUUGAUGGCAUCAAGGAAGGCAAAGCCAGCUACGGAACGGAGAGUCCAGCGCGGGGUCGCCGCGUCAUAUUCUGUGUGCACGGUAACCCCUCCACCGGCUGCUGCGCCGUCAUCGAGACCAGCGCCAACGGAGACGAGAAGCGGAGGAAUGGCAGCAUCACUGACAUUGAGAGGCAUUGUCACAGAUCGCGCAAUGAGGAGAUUGAUAGAAGAGCCCGCAGGAAGCUGAUCAUUGCCAGCAUACUCUGCGUUAUUUUUAUGAUAUGUGAAAUUGUUGGUGGGUACAUAUCCAACAGUCUGGCGAUAGCCACAGACGCGGCGCAUCUCCUUACUGACUUCGCCAGCUUCAUGAUCUCCUUGUUCUCGCUGUGGGUCGCCACCAGACCCGCCACCAGAAGGAUGCCGUUUGGAUGGUAUCGUGCGGAGGUGAUAGGCGCCCUGACGUCGGUGCUGUUGAUCUGGGUGGUGACAGGCAUCCUGGUGUACAUGGCCAUCCAACGGGUCAUCUACCAGGACUUCGAGAUCGACGCCACCGUGAUGCUGAUCACGUCGGCUGUUGGCGUCGCCGUCAAUCUUAUUAUGGGCCUGACGCUGCACCAACAUGGUCAUAGUCACGGCGGCGGCCACGGUCACUCUCACGGCGGUAAUAACCCCGUCCUCAACAAUAAGAAGGACCGGUCUGACAGUGAAGAUGCCGAGAGUGCAUCGUCGACGCCGGUCGAGCGUCACACGGAGAACAUCAACGUGAGAGCUGCUUUCAUCCACGUGGUCGGCGACUUCCUGCAGAGCUUUGGUGUCCUAGUAGCAGCCAUCGUCAUAUACUUCAAGCCGGAGUGGGUGCUGGUGGACCCGAUCUGCACGUUCCUGUUCUCAAUACUGGUGCUUCUCACCACCUUUAACAUCAUCAAGGAUACCCUGCUGGUACUGAUGGAAGGCUCGCCGAGGGGAGUCGAUUUUCAGGAGGUGGCCAACACGUUCUUGUCGCUGCCCGGCGUACUUCGCGUGCAUAACUUGCGCAUGUGGGCACUAUCGCUCGACAAAACCGCGCUCUCCGCACACCUUGCCAUUCGCACGGGCGUGAGCCCACAGAAGAUACUCGAGCAGGCGACGCGGAUGGUGCACGAGAAAUACAACUUCUUCGAGAUGACGCUCCAGAUCGAGGAGUUCAGCGACACCAUGGAGGACUGUAACCAGUGCAAGAUGCCGCAAACGUAACGAAACUCAAAUUUGCCUUAUAUGAUAUGAAAGAGUGCGAAAAAUUUUUUAUCGUGAAUCUUUUAGUGCGGUAAUAGUUGUAAUCUUCGCUAAGUUUGGCAUGUUUUAUUUGGUUUAGAACUUAAUAUGCGACUGGAAAUUGCCCUUUUUCGCCGCAGAUAUAAUCUGUCCUAUAACAUUUUUGCCUCUAUUCUAGCUAUAUUUAUUGAUACUUCGUAUACCGCUGUUGUUAUUAGAUUGUUUGUGGGCAGUUUUUUCUGUAGCAAACACAAAAAUUUCCUAGAAGCGCGAUCGCUAAUUACAAUAGUGUAAAAGGAUAUAGAUUAACAGAACAGUUUAUUUUUUUGAAGUGAUAACCCUCACUUCUGGGAUUAAUUAUACAAAUUAAAUUGUUGAGAAAAUUUAUGAACGAUGUGGACUCUUAAAGUUUGGCUCUGUGGAAGAGCGCGUGAAAGCCACUUUUUGUUUUCAAAUUUAAUUUGUGUAACAGAACCAGUGUUAUUUAUAUCUUUUAUGUAAAUAAUCGUUAGAAAGAGAGCGGAAAUGCCUCUGGCCAUAUUCUGUGGUACACACAAAGAAAAACGUAAUGUUAAUGAAAUGUGUUGCGAUAUUAUAUUGUUAAAAUAAAUUACUUUAACCCGUGCCCUUAGAUAAAUUAUACGUCUAGAUAAUCUCCUGCUUUUAGGCAACUGAUAAAAAUAGGCCGGAUUUAUUAGUUUAGCUACGUCUUACACUCGCGAUUUGUGUGACACUUUACGUUAGUGUGCGUGCAUUGCUCAAAAUAGAUGUUAACUCUGUAAAUGGUGCCAAUAAACGAAUCUAAAAUGGCGGCCACUAUUAUAGGGAAUUAAUAUAAUUCCCUCUCACUCGCACAUGUAAUAUAUCUACCUAUCUGCCAUCGCUAUUUCGCUGUCAGACCGAACUGUAUAGCAGCCAUUUUAGAAUAGUUUCAUUAUUGGCACGAGGCUUAGAUUAUUUCUUUGUCACAAUAGGAAAACUUCGAACAAACAAUCAAUGUAAUAUGUCAAAAAUGUGUCAAAAGUCAAUAAUUGUUAAUUGUCAAUGUUUAACAGACAUAUUUAUAUAACCAACUUCAAUAUGUUACUUUUGUGUUACAGUAAUGCGCGCACAUCUUAAAAUUUCACCCUCAUCAUUUUUUCAUAACGCGCCUUAAGAAGUAGAACUUCAAAAAAAGGUCGAAAAAAAUUGAAGGUGACAGUCAACUUAUAUUUUGAGCACACUAACACAGUAUCAUACAAAUCGCGAGUGUAAGACGUAGCUUGUAUGUGUAAGUAAUAAACCUGGCCUGUUUUCAUCGGUUGUAUAGCAGCAAGAACUCUAUCGAACGUAAAAAUUAUUUAAGGUUAUAUGUUUUUUUAUGAGCAAAAGUGAGGAGACGAGAAUUACGUUCACUUGAUGGUGGUUAAUUAUAUGUCCUGCCUAUUACAAUAACGAUACGACAUGGUUUCUUUCAAAAGAAGCGCGUACACCGUCCUUAACGGCCGGCAACGCUCCUGUGAUUCCUCUGGUGUUGCAAGAGAAUGUCAGUGGCGGUGAUCACUUAACACAAGGUGACCCGUACGCUCGUUUGUCCUUCUUUCCAUAAAAAAAACGCAAUCCCGCUCAGGAUUCUUGUAAAACCAAUCACUUGGAGAUAUUAGAUGUAAUUUCAUUAGCCCGGUAACUUCAUUAGCGGCUCCAUUCAAAUCGAUUCAAUAAUUCUUGCACAUUACUGCUUCACGGCAUAAAAUGGUAACAUGUGCAAAGAUAUAUCCUACUGGUAAACAAUGGCUCAAAUAUUGUAUAGAGUAUUAAAUAUUGGUAUGUUUUAGUAUGGAUAAGCUGUACGGUCAAUAAAUUAUGAACAUCUGGGUUGAUCCAUAUUAUUAUGUCAUAUGAAUUUAGCAAUAUUUUGAAUGGCGGAAACUGUUGUUUAAACAACAGCCUCGUAUUAUAGAUGUAAUGUAGCUUAAAUCAUUUAUACAUCUAGACUGGCAGCUGUGAAAACGUCCGAAAAAAUUGAGGUUAACCGGCAACCUCUAUUUUGAGCAAUCAACGAUAACACAAAGUGACAUACAAAUCGCUAGUGUAAGACGUAGCUUGUUUGUGUUAGUAAUAAACCUGGCCAGUUUUCAUCGGUUGUCUAGCAGCAAAAGGCUCUAUUUAGAUGUUUAAAUUAUAUUAUGUAGCCUUUUUAGUAUGAAUUGAAACAGGGACCAAAUAUUUAGUAUAAUAUGUUGGUUGUGAUAUUAUUGUUACAAUUUGUGUACACUUAUGAAAUCAAUUUAAUAAGAUCGAUGUUAUUUCUGAGUUUUGAAAAUAUUUCCGAACUAAAGUAUAUUGUAUUACUCAUGUAAGUAAUUAAAAAAAGUUCCAUUAAAGGAGGAAUUGUCUUCCUUAGUUGUAAGUUGAGAUGAAUUAUUAAAAAGUUUUAAUUGUU
This is a messenger RNA of Leptidea sinapis, 3973 nucleotides long. RefSeq names its product zinc transporter 2-like. The coding region runs from base 58 to 1533 and encodes 491 amino acids. Lineage: Eukaryota; Metazoa; Arthropoda; Insecta; Lepidoptera; Pieridae. The transcript has 10 exons. The record is from RefSeq and is a predicted model, not a curated record. Gene Ontology annotation, biological process: response to zinc ion; zinc ion transmembrane transport. Gene Ontology annotation, cellular component: plasma membrane. Gene Ontology annotation, molecular function: zinc ion transmembrane transporter activity.